GAAUUUUGAGGCCCAGGGAGUGGCUGUGCCCAGGAGAUUUGCCAAAAUCCGCUACGAUUUCACUGCACGAAACGUCAACGAGCUGUCGGUGCUGAAGGAUGAAAUCCUGGAGAACUUAUUCACCAAAUGGAUGAGCUGAACGACGAGCUGCUAAAGAAGAUCACAAACAAUAAAAUUCAGCCUCCCCACAGGAAUUUCAAGGUGGAAAAGCCUCAGCAAGUUUUUGUGCCCCUCACCUUUGAAUCCAGCACUGAAGAAGUCAAAGCCUGGCUGGAGGCCAAGUCCUUCAGCAAAGAGACCGUGGAACACCUGGGCAUCCUCACCGGAGCUCAGCUCUUCUCCCUCAACAGAGAGGAGCUGAAGAAGGUGUGUGGUGAUGAGGGGAACAGAGUGUACAGCAAGAUCACGGUGGAGAAAAACCAGCUGGAGAAAAGCAGAGGGGAGACAGAGCUCCAGGAGAUCAUGAAGCGCCGCCAGGAAAGGAUUGAUUCUGCUAAUUAAAGUCUCUCUGCUUUAUUUCAGCUCUUAGCCCUCAGUAGUGCAGAAAAAAGGGAAUGAAAGCAGUGAUUCCCGGCCCAGGCCGGAGGCAGCAGAGCUCCCCUUGGGCUCCAGCUGCCAUCAGAGUGACAAUUCCUCCAACACUCUGGGGAAGGGCUGGCAAUAAGACCACAUCCCACUGGGAAAGGUGUUUUAAUUUUGCAUGAAGUAUUUUUUUUAUAACUAUGUAUUUUAUACUGAGAUUUUCCGUGCAUGUGAUCGGAGCAGGAUUCCCGCGGGGCUGGAUGGACGACAAGGCUGGAUUCAAACAGAGAGCCCAGAGCUUCUCCCAAGGGCUGUCCCUGCUCCCAGCCCUGGCUGCAGAGCAGGGCUGGCACACAGCUCAGGAGGGGCCAGCUCAGGGCCUGGAGCCUGCACCCGGCAGUGAGGCUGCAGAACAACCCUGCACUGCUGUGGGUUCAAGGAAAGGACAUCAGAGCUCAUCCUGUUCCCCCCCAUCAGGGGCAGGGACGCCUUUCCCAAGCCCAAGCUGUUCAAAUGCUGUCCAGCCUGGCCUUGGACACUGCCAGGGAUGGGCAGCCUAAGGCAGCCCCACUUCCAUUCCCUCCUCAGUGCAGGUAUCCCCUGCAGCCCGUGAGCACAGCCCGGUGACAGCUCCCUGUCCCCCUCCUGUCCCCUGUGCCCCUCACUGGACAAGGCUGGAAUGGCAACACACAUUCCCAAAGUCUGGCUGCUUCCCUAAACCCACAGACCAGUUGGUGCUGCCUCUGAGCAGCUGAAAUGAGCUCUCAGUGCCUGGGAAGGAGCAGGAGUGACAAACAAAGGGAUCUGAACGUGGACAUGGGUGAGCUCCCCCUGCCCACUGCUGCUGAUGCACAGGCCCGGGCUCAGGGCAGCUGUGCAGCUUCCCUGGGCCACUGAUCCUGCCCUGGAAUGCUGUGGGGCUGCCAGACCCGGCCUCAGACCAGGAGAAGAUAAGCCCUGACCAUUUGCUCCCGUCCCAGGCACACCCACAGCCCUUCCCAGGGUGUUCGUCACUCGUCCCCACCUUCACGUUUUCACUGCAGAAAGUCAGCUGAAGUUAUUCCCAAACAGCUGAAACCCCAAAGCACACUGGGAAAGGCAGGUUUAACUCCAAAUACAUGGGCACAAGGAAAAAAAAUCUAAUUUAGCACAGGGUGUUGCUCUUGACUUCCUGUUUUCCUUCAUAAAGUUAUGUGCAUUUCUAUGUAACAAUCUGUAAAUAGGGGGUGAGGAAAAUCUCUCUCCCUGGAGGCAGAAUUAGCGAUUAUGCUUCCAAAAUUUACUCACAAUUUCAAAACUCAAGCAAGCAGCGUAGUUCCUGUCCACAGCAAGUUUGGCACACUGCAUUUCUGUCUCUGUUUACCUGACAGACCAAGCUGAUUGCAAAGCAGUGAAGCAAACACAGCUCCAGAGCUGCCCACAGCCCAGGGACAGUUGGCUUUUCUCUCUCAGCACUGCUCAGUCUUUGCCCAAAUCUGUGUCUGUCCUUGCACAUUUAAUGGAAAAAGCUUUAACACAGCCUUGGGGAACUCGUGUCUCAAUCUGAGAGCACCAGAGCACCUCAGGUUUGCUUUAUUCCUGACUGUCUCCCAUGUUUUCUUCAUCUGAAAGAGGACACUGCUGGCAGCAGCAGAACCAGGGUGCAGGCAGGGGGGGAUCCUGGGUUUGGUCACAGCUCUGCUGGGAUCUGAGAAGGGCACUCACCUUGUCAGGGAGGGAUGGAGAGGACAAUCCUCCUGAGAAGCCCUGGCUCUGGAAGAGGGUGAAGGGAAGCAACAUGGCAAGCACAGGAGGCGAAAGAGUUUCUAAAAUGAAAAUAAAACCAAAUGUUGAGCUAGGAAACACCCCACCUUCUAGUCCUGGGGUGUAGAGGAAAGCAAAGCACAGGGAAUUGCAGUUAUCUGGCAUUUUAACAGGAAUGUACACGACAGCUCUGUAAAGCUGGGAGCCACAGGAGCACUUCCCAAAACAAACAUCUCAGCAGGCCUCACUGCAGAGGUCACUUUUACAAAUUUCCAUGCGACUGAGCUGUGCAUCUCUUCUGUUUGUACUGCCUGCAGACACUGCUAUAAAGUACUGUACACUGAUGUACCUGAGCGAAGGAGACAAUGAUAUAACCAUGCACUGU
Zonotrichia leucophrys gambelii is the source of this 2650-nucleotide messenger RNA. RefSeq names its product epidermal growth factor receptor kinase substrate 8-like protein 2. The record is from RefSeq and is a predicted model, not a curated record. Gene Ontology annotation, biological process: regulation of Rho protein signal transduction; Rho protein signal transduction; positive regulation of ruffle assembly. Gene Ontology annotation, cellular component: plasma membrane; ruffle membrane; vesicle. Lineage: Eukaryota; Metazoa; Chordata; Aves; Passeriformes; Passerellidae. Gene Ontology annotation, molecular function: actin binding. The transcript has 4 exons. The coding region runs from base 127 to 501 and encodes 124 amino acids.